AUGAGUUUCUUUGAGACUGUGAUGGAAAAUGAUAGCUUUGAUCGGCCAGGGACUGGUGAUGUCUCUGUCGAUCUUGCUAAUCACAUAGUCAAAACUCCAUUGAUGUCCCUUGAUCUCAACAAUAUGAAUAUACAGACAAACGGGUUGAAAGGAGAGCUGGUGAACAUCCCUCUCAAUGACUUAAAUGGUCUUAGACCAGACUCUCGCCAAACCAAUUCUUCAGGCAAUUUCCACUCUCACAUGAAUACUGCCUUCGAUCCAAAGUUCCUCGAUCUAUAUUCAACCCAUUCUCCAAAAGAAGUGAUAUCUCCCGCAAGAUUACUCUACAAGAAUUCAAAUAGUACUCCGAGACUUGUUCCGUCGGUCUCAAUGGUUACUCCGAGCGCAUUUAACGAUGUUUUCAAACAGUCACCACUAAAACUGUAUUCCAAAUCAGGAACCCCCCAAUCAGCCUCCAAAAUGAUGUUCCCUCGCUCGAUUUAUGAUGAUGUCGAUAUGCCCCAGAACUGGCUGGGAAAAGAAACAUCAAAUGGGGAUACAACCGAAAACAUGCUAUCCGAAGGGCAUGCAUUUGUGAACCUCAACGAAUCGCACUUCUUUGUCCCUUCAUCGCUUCCUGGAUCUCAGGAUACCGCAAGAGUGCUUAGUGACUCCUCUUUCUCGAAGGAGAGGGUCAGAUCUAAGUUCAAUGUGGAAAACAUCAGUUCGCUCCCUUCUUCUAGACCUGCUUCGCAAAGCUUCAAGUUCCCUACUUUCAACAUCCCCGCUGAUUUGAAGUACUCGGACAAAGAGUAUGAGUUUGGAAUGGACCACAAACGAGAAAAGAAAAGCAAAUCGAAUUUCCCUACUGUGACAAAUUCGUUUAAUCCAACCCCCAUCCCAGAACAGCCUGUGAAGAAAAAAAGGGGAAGAAAGCCCGGAUCUACAAACAAGAAACGAAAGGAAACUCUGAAGAAAGAGGACAAGUCUUUCAGAAAGAAGCUGAAAGUUCGUUUCCCCAAAAAACGCAAAACACAUCCCUCCGACAUUGAUCCUGCAGUCCAGUUAGGAUUGGGAGACGAUGAGGACUCGCUAGAAAAUGAUGACUUCGAUCUGAAUGGUUCUGAUGGACACAGGGGACACCUUGCUGGAGGGCCAGAAGACAUGCAAGACCGAAUGAAGAGAAUCAGAAACCGUGCGCCAAGAUCUAAGAACGGGUGCUGGACCUGCAGGCUGAGAAGAAAGCGCUGUCCGGAACAGCGCCCUGUAUGUUCAGAGUGUGUACGUCUUGGUCUUGAGUGCGAUGGGUACACUGUUGAACGGCCUGCGUUCAUGAGAAACUCCAACGCUGCGAAAGGAAAGAUGGAGGAGAUCAAGACCAUCACGCUUGCAAAGAAGAAACGGGGUUCCAAACAAAGAUAUGAGCGAGAACAGCGAUUAUCCGGAGAGUCACCUCCAAGUGACGGAAAUAUAAAAGUACUAAGUUAG
Molecule: messenger RNA, 1467 nt
Organism: Ogataea philodendri
Lineage: Eukaryota; Fungi; Ascomycota; Pichiomycetes; Pichiales; Pichiaceae
Exons: 1
Coding region: 1-1467 (488 amino acids)
Biological process (GO): regulation of DNA-templated transcription
Molecular function (GO): zinc ion binding; DNA-binding transcription factor activity, RNA polymerase II-specific
Source: RefSeq, a predicted model, not a curated record